This is a messenger RNA of Klebsormidium nitens, 2112 nucleotides long. The record is from the annotation of a GenBank genome assembly. Lineage: Eukaryota; Viridiplantae; Streptophyta; Klebsormidiophyceae; Klebsormidiales; Klebsormidiaceae.
AUGGACCGGUACGUGCUGGCCAGACUUGAGGAGGCCCAACGCGGGCUCUGGGAGUACUUCCGGUCCUGCAACGACCAAGCCCUCGCGAGCCCGGACCUGCGGAUGAUGGUCAACAUCCACGAGUGGAUAAUGGAGGCUCCGGUCCAGAGGCCGCAGGAUGACUUCACCGUCAACCUGGGCCCCCCGCCUGCCACUGAGCUGGGCCGUAGGCCCGGAUCCGCCGCACAUGGCACCCGGUUCGGGGUGCCACUCUCCCUACUCCAAGCCCACUUCAGGCGCCGGUACGGCACCAACUGGGUGGAGGGGUUCCUGCAGGGCCGGGUAGUCAACUACCCUCCCGGGACUCCCAACGUCCAAGUCCCCUUCCGGCAGUACCCGAUCCCGACGACCGGGACCCUGGUGGAGCCACCGGUGAGCCGAGAGGAGAAGCCAAUCCUGGCCAAGGCGGCACUGGCGCACAAGAAACGUCCCAGAGACAUCCCGGGUCUGCGGGUGCUGACGCGAGACGAGUGGGAGGAUGAGCCGGACGGGGCUGACCUCAUACGCGUGCGGAGCCUCAUCGACAGGAGGUCACCUACUCCCCCGCCCGGAACAGGCGUUGUGGAAACGGAGGAAAGCGAAGGGCCAGGAGAGGUGGACGAGCGCGGCGUCAAGAGGCCCGCGACGGCCGUGGAAGGAGUGCCCACGGACCGUGUCAGCAAAGUCGCCAAAGGGAGCGAGGAAGCUGCGGGGGCCACCGGAGGAGGGGCCGCUAAGGACGCCGGAGCGCGUCGCGAGAAGGAGCGGGCCAAGAAGAGCACCGCAGAGGGUGCGUCGGUUGCCGCGGCGCAGACUGCUGUAAUCGGGGAACGGGAGCUUCCCACCCGCCUUGAAGCAACUACGACUUCGACACCGCCACCGGUGGGCGCGGCAGCUUCGACCGGGGUAACAUCGGCGGGGGUGGAAACAUGCACCACCCCGGUGCUGCCGCCAGUGACACUGGCGGCAACAGGCCCAUCGGCCGCAGAGGCGGCAGCCAACGCCGCCCGGGCGGAGGAGGUGGCGGCGAUGAGGGAGCUCAUGGUGGACGAAGUGGAGGGGGAGGUCAACGACCUGGAGAAAGCACUGGACACCUACGUCCAGAUGACCACGGGGGAGAGGGAGGACGUCCUCGGGAUCCGGCUGUACAUGCAGAUCCUCCACCUGGCGCAGUGGCGCGAAGUGGAGAUUGUGCGUGCUGGGGUUGAAAAGGACCCCAUCCCCCGACGCCUGCGGGCGGGUCGACCCCCACUGUCCCCUGCCGUCCUGCAGAACAUGGAAAACUACGCCGCCCUGACCCCUAUCCAGCGGAUGAUCCCAAUGGGGUCUAACCUUUUCGGGGCCAUCGUCCAGGGCCGGGCAGCAGAAGUCUAUGCCUUCAGAUCCAGGAGGCCUGCACAGCCACUCCCCUCAGCCACGGGCCAGAAGCGGAGGGCGGAAACCUCUCCGGAGGAGGGCGUGCGGGCAAAGAAGGUAGCCGAAACCGGAGCUGAGAAGAAGGGGGGGAAGCCCCCGGUGCCCGGGACUGUAACCUCGUCUUCCCUUACCGGGGCCGCCGAAGCCAAAAAGGGUCCAGCAGCAGCCACCGGACCGGAGGCAGCAGCUGGAGGGGGGGAGAGGUUGGGGCAGGUGAACACCCCAGCCCCCGGUGCCGGGGAGGAGGUGGGAGGAGAAGCAAUCCCGGAACCCCAGUCCCCAAACUUCGGGAGAAGGAGAGCUGAGGGGCUCGAGGAUUGCGCGGAGGACGUGCUGGCCCUCAAGCUUAGGGGAGAAGACCCCACAGCCAAAGCCGCGAUGGACGAGGCCGGGUACCCGCCCUUUGAGAUGAGCGAAGAGGAGCAGCUCCGGUUGGUCUCAACGUUGGCGGCAUCGGGUACCCCGAGGCAGCGGGAGGUGUCGAGGACCCGCAAGGGCCUCAAGAGAAUGGCUGCCAAUAAGGUGUUCCAGUUCCGCAUGGAGAAGUAUCGGAAGAGGCCCCCAAAAGACCGUCCUGUGUGGUACAUUGAUGCUGACGACAUCCUUGAGGCGCCGCGCCUGCGCGUCAUGCUGGACGAGAUCGGGGCCCCGCAGUUGCCUGGAGCCCGGGUCGAAAUU